Messenger RNA from Eremomyces bilateralis CBS 781.70, 1632 nucleotides. Its product is annotated as actin-like ATPase domain-containing protein. Gene Ontology annotation, biological process: microtubule-based movement. The transcript has a single exon. The record is from RefSeq and is a predicted model, not a curated record. Bases 1 to 1632 code for a protein of 543 amino acids. Lineage: Eukaryota; Fungi; Ascomycota; Dothideomycetes; Eremomycetales; Eremomycetaceae.
AUGCGUGCCCGGCCCUCUCCCUCCCAAAUCACCGCCUCAGCCUUGUCCUCCCCCAACUCUCCCCACACCCCCAUCGCCGGCGCCUACAGCCGCUCUCUCGCCUCCCUCUACGGCUCCCCCAGCUCGCUCAUGCACCGGGACGAGAACUUCCUCGUCCUGGAAUUCGGAAGCCGCUACUUGCGGGUCGGCUUCGGUGGCGAGCAUGCGCAUCGGGUCGCCAUGACGUUCGGCCCCGAAGAUGAGCGGCGCGUUGGGGACUUCCGGCCGUGGCUGCCGGGGUAUCGGGAGGAUGGGCCUGUUUCACUGGAGGCGCAGGGGUGGGGGAACGAGUAUGAGCUGUGGGAUAUGGAUACGAGAGAGUUGGACCUCGAUCUGGUGCGGGAUAAGAUCGAGCGCGCGGUACGCUUGGCUGAGAGGACGAAUUUGAUGUUGGACCUGCUUCCGAGGAAGAUGACGGUGGUUCUCCCUUCGGUCUUCCCCCGGCCGCUCCUCUCGGUGGUGUUGUCCACGCUAUUCAGCUCGAUCCAAGUUCCGAGCAUCAGUAUUAUUUCCUCCUCGAUCGCGACGGCGAUCGGGGCAGGGGUGCGGUCUUGUCUGGUAGUGGACGUGGGUUGGGCGGAGACGCGCAUCACGUCGGUGGCGGAGUACCGAGAGAUUACACAUUCACGGAGCGUGCGAGCCGGGAAGAGAGUGUUGCGGGAGUUGGCGAAGUUGUUGAACGAGCAGGUGUCGAAGCGGUUCGCGGACGGUCAAUCGGAGUCGGGGAAGUGUCCUACAUUGGGUCUCAAUGAGGCGGAAGAAGUCCUAUACCGGCUCGGUUGGUGUCGACAGCUGGCUGACGCUCGAAGCGCUUCCAAAGCCAAUCUUUCAAAUGACGAAACGGACCUUCCCCGGAGCGACAUUGAAAUCACGACGACGGAUCCGCCAGUCACCCUUCAAAUACCUUUUCAAGACAUUGCAGCUGCAAUAGAAUCGGCACUGUUUGCUCAUGGCUCUGCUACCAAAGACCUUGAUGACCACGAACAAUCCAUCCAGUUAGCAAUAUUCCGCUCCUUGCUAGCCCUGCCGAUUGAUGUGCGCAAGAUAUGCAUGUCUCGGAUCAUUGUCACCGGCGGUAUCGCAAACGUCCCUGGAUUGAAGCGAAGGAUCAAGCAAGAGCUGGAAUAUUUGAUUCAGACGCGUGGAUGGGACCCCGUGGGCGACUAUGGCAAAGGGAGACCUCGUCGGCCAAGAACUACGAACAAAAAUCCCACGCCGUCCCCGGGUGCCACGAAACCAACUCCGACAGACAACGACUCUGCUUCAGAAGAAGAAUACAUCCCUCCCGCCCACCGCACCCCCGACCCCGACCCCAUCGCCUUAUCCAUCCAAAAUCGCCGCGCCGCGACCGCCCCGAUCCAAGGGAUGCUUCGCCUCGUCGAGACGCAAGGCGCCUGGAGCGGCGCUAGCCUCCUUGCGUUCCUGCGCGUCAAAGGCGUCGUCGAGGUCGACAGGGACCGGUUCCUCAAGGAAGGGCUGGCGGGCUACGCGAAGGACAAGGACGCCGAUGGGGGACCUACAAGAAAAAGCUUUGGGCCUGGGAUCGGGGCGGCGGGGGAGAGGGGAAAGUGGUCGUUGGGGAUGUGGGCGUAG